GGGUAACUGUGAGGGUGGGCGGAGCUAGUGUGGAGGAGGCGUGUUUUGUUUUAGACUGAUGGAGGAGCAGGAGGUACUAACCCUAUUAAACAACCCAUGACUUUAGCACGCUACAGAUAGGGAGAGAGUGGGAGAGUGAGAGAGCGAGCGAGAGGGAGACUAUGACCUAACACUACAUAAUGGUACACUAAUUUAAACCUUUAGUUUAGACUGAUGGGCUUCUUUCCCUUUUUUGUUCAGCUGCUGGUCGUCUCAUAGUGGAAACCUUUAAGAUACCUCAUGUAGCUAGCAGGUACCCUAGCUGCUAACUCUAGCUAGCAGGUACCCUAGCUGCUAACACAAGCUAGCGGCUUACCCGGGAUAGCAGGUACCAUAGCGGCUAACUCUAGCUAGUUAACAGCAAAACUGUAUGCUAGCCAGCGGCUAAUCAGGCAUUAGCUAGCAUGCUUACCUGAGAGUGGAGCCAGGAAGCAGGCUUUACCUCGGAUACAGAUCACCAUGGCAACUCUCUCUGUCUAUCUCUAGCUCUCUACAUCUCUCUCGGUCUCUCUCUGCAAUCCUAAUUUCACUACACCGGGUCAAACUUGGGAGAGAUUUGCUUUCUUUCAGUGACAAACUGUUAGCCAUGACGAAGAUGGUGGUAAAACAAAUAAUAAUAUUGUUGAAGAUAAUGGUAUUAAUUUUAUUUUUGUUUUUAUGAAACCUUUUUAUUUUGUAUGUAAAUGUAACAUCUAUUCAAACCACACCCUGUUUCAGUUCACACUUCUUUGUGCCUUUUUAAAAAAAGAAAAGAAAAAAACAUUUGUUUCCUGGGGAGAAGAUAGUUGUGUUAUGACAUCGCAUCCUCUUGUUCAGUUAAAAAAACACUAGAUCGGAAGAAAAUGGCUAUAAUAAUAUUAAUAAUAAUCACGGAAAAUACUUUUUCUACUCGUGCCUUUCUGUAUCUAUCCCUCUUGCGUCUGUAAAUCUGCUCCUGUCGUUUUGUUUCGCUCCCCAUCUUUCCAGACCAUAACCUGUUGACAUUUCUCUUUGUCUCUCUUACGUUAUUCGGUCUUGUAUUUGUUCCCUAUAUGCACCUUUCUCUCCGUUUCUUCCCGCUCUCUGUGUUUUUGUCCUCAGUUUGAAAACUGUUCGUGCCUUUCUCUGUCUUUUCUCUCCUCGCUGGGACCGUGUGUUGAGGGUGGGGCGAUGUUGUCCCCCUCGUGUGGUUAGUUUCAGGUACUACAUUGAAUUUAAUGAUAACGAUAUAAUAUAAAUAUAGUGAAACACAUUCGUCUUCUGCGUUUUGUCUUUUUCCGUACCUGUAUUCUGAUUUUGCAGAGAACAAUGGAUUCAAAAUGUCCUUUUAUGUUUUCACCAUACGAAGACAUGAACAUCAUAUAAGACUCGAUUUUACUGUACUUUCCUCCACUGCUGAGAACCAAGCACCAGCAUGACAUUCAAGGCCAUAAAACAAAGGGUCAACACUAUUAGGUGUCUUUCCUCAAUAAAGGCUGUGUAUUUAUAAUAAUAGCGGAUGAAGAUGAGAGAUGAUUUAUAAUAUACUGUGUGUAUAUAUAUAUAUAUAUAUAUAAUAUAUAAUUAUAUCGUGUUCCUGUUUACGAGCGACAGGUUUAGCGAGCCAAUUGGAUUUAAGUAAAUAAAGACUCAAAGAGUGAUGGCAGAAUUGCUCAUUCACCUUUCAUCGCAGAUGAGGGCGUGACUUAGGAGUGGUGCGCUUGUUAUUGUACAUCGACUUAUGCACUUGUCACGUGGGUUUCAAAACCGGUAAAUUAUAGAAGUUUCUCUUCAUUUGCCUAGAUUUUGGAGCUACAUAUUUUUAACAGAAUACUAAUCUAAGUUAUUUGCAAUACCAUAUCAUACAGGAUUAUACGUAGAAAACUAAACAUGUGGUGAGAAAACCGCUUUUAACCCCACCCGGGUACCACACGUCACUUGUUAAUCGGAUGCCGGGUUAGAAAUAAACGAGCACACCCCAGAGCGGUGUUUUGUUUUUGUUUUCGACGGUUUAUGAAGCCUGGAAACACAGGGAUGCACAUGACUAAAAAGACAAGAAACACAAUGAAGCCUCCGUCACAGUCGCAGUCAUCGCCAGUAUUUGAAGGUGUGUACAACAAUGCCGGGAUGCUCCAUAUCCUUACCUCUGUGGUGGGAGCCACGUGUGACGUGAGGGUUAAAAACGGGGCCGUGUACGAAGGGAUCUUCAAGACACUCAGUUCCCAGUGUGAGCUUGCGGUGGAUGCGGUCCACAAGAGGGGGGAGGGAGGUCCAGUGGAUGACGGUGGGGGAGGUGGUGAUGGGGGAGGGGGACCCAGGAUUGAGGACAUCACAGACACCAUGAUCUUCAGCCCGUCAGAUCUGGUCACCAUGACCUGCCGCAACGUGGACCUCAGUUUCGCCAUCAGAGAUGCGUUCACAGACUCUGCCAUCAGCAGCGGGCGUGUGAACGGGGAGCAGCGGGAGAAAGUUCUGCUGCGCUGGGACGGAGGAGACCCCAACGGAGAGGGACUGGACCUGGACACAGACUCUUCCAAUGGCUGGGAUGCUAACGAGAUGUUCAAGUUCAACGAGGAGACGUACGGAAUCAAGUCCACCUACGACUCCAACCUGUCCAUGUACACCGUGCCUCUGGAGCGGGGGUCUUCCGAUUCGUUCCGGCAGCGGGAGGCGCGCGCCGCCCGGCUGGCCAAUGAGAUCGAGGGCAGCGCUCAGUACCGCCGCCGCGUCUCCCUGGAGAACGACGAGGGGAAGAGCGAGGAGGACAAGUUCAGCGCCGUGGCGAGGGAGAGGGAGGGCCGCGCCAGCCCCGGCUUCUCCGCCGUCACCAGGGAGGGCCGCUACAUCCCGCUGCCCCAGAGGGCCCGAGAGAUGGGCGUGUCUCCCAGCAGCCUGAGGGGUGGCGCCCCGGCCCGCCCCGGAGGCCCCGCCUCCUCCAGGCACCCCGCCCCCAACUCCGCCUCCCCGAAGCCGACCACCGAUAGGAGCAGCCCCCUGUCCGUCAGGACCGCUUACUCUCCCCACCAAUCACAGGCCAGCCCCCCCGCGGCCGGCAGCCCCCCCUGCUCCAAUCACGCGCCUCCACCUUUCGCUGGCGACGCCCCCCGCGCCUCCCUCAAUGGAGUCGUGUCACGAACAUCUCCUAAAGCCCAGAGGCAGGCGACCAACAGACACCUGCGCAACACCCAGCCUCCAGUGUCUCGCUCACCGAAGCCCGAUGCCCAGCCCCAGGAGUUUCCUGUGGCUGACUCCUCCCACCCAUCGGUCACCAUGCCAACGGCCAAACCGUCUGGCCCCACCCCUCUGUUUCCUGUAGAUGUGAACGAGAUCCUGAACUCUGCAGCCAAUGACCGACCAGACGGGAGCCCCCAGGACCCCAAGACUAACAAAGUCCAGCAGAGGUCCCAGUUGGAAGAGCUGAGGAAGUUUGGCAAGGAGUUCCGGCUGCAGCCAAGCUCCUCCCCCUCAGGUGGCCCCGCCUCCGCCACAGCACCUGCUCAGGCACCAGACUCCGCCCCCAGCCCCCUGGCCCACCCCUCCUCCUCCUCCCCCCAGGUUCUGCAGCAGUCCCCCGGGAUGUUGGCCCCCACUUCAGGCCUAGCUGCCGGGCACCUGGGCUCCACUCCCGGGGGCCCGCAGGCCCCCGCCGGCACCCCCGGAGAGGAGGCCUUGCUGGAGGGCAGAGAGGCUGGCGUACCUGCAGUGCAGGUGAAGAGCUCCACGCUGAACCCCAAUGCGAAGGAGUUCCAGCCCGUUAAGAUCAGCCCCGCUGCUGUACCCCUGCAGAAGCCGUCACCCACGCCCACCCCCCCGCGCCCCAGCGCCCCCUCCCCCUCCGUGGUAAUGCCCCCCCCCGGCCAGCACCCCGUCUACAGCGGGGGUCCCGGACACUACCUGUCCUACCUGUCCCCCAUCCCACUGCAAGGGCCCGCGGUCCAGGCUCCACAGAUGUACCAGUACACCAUGUCCACCGUCAACCAGAACAAAUACCCCAGGCCUAAAGGUCCCAUGCUGGGCUCCCGUCCCGACCAGCACGGCUCCAUGGGGUCCCCAGUCCUCCACGCCGGCCCCUCCCUGGUGGCCUCCCCCUACCCCCAGUCCUACCUGCAGUACGCCCUGCCCCCCCACUACCCUGGACAGCCCAUGUACUCAGUGCUUCCCGGGGGAGCCAGGAUGCUGACCUCCGGGGCCCCACCCCAGGCCAUGGGCCCCGCCGGCCCCCAGUACCCGGGCCAAGCCGAGGCCUCCCAGGGGCAGCAGCAGGCCAUGUAUGCGGCCCAGUCGUUCUCCGGACCUCUGCAUCACCCCCAGCCCUCCAGCACCCCCACAGGAAGUCAGCCCCCACCUCAGCAUGCUGCUCCAAGCCCCGCCCACUCCCAGUCCGGCCAGGGGGCCCCCCAGCCCCACGCCCUCUACCACACGGGGCAGCUGUCGGCGGCCCCGGGACACAGCUCCCCCCAGGCCUCCUUCUCCAUGCAGGGCUACAGCCUCCCGCCGCACCAGAGCCUGAACCACUCCUUCACCCAGAUCAGCCAGCUGGCCCAGGCCCAUGUGGCGGGGGGGAUGAGCGGACACCACCACCACCCCCAGGGGGGCCACGGACCCCCGCCCGUCAUGCUGCACUACGGGCCGCCCCAGCACGCGGCUAGCCCCGCCCCCCAGCACCCCAACACCCCCCACCAGCAGGCGGCGCACCAACACUUCUACAUGGGAGCGCACCCAGCUGUUCAGGUGCAGGGUCACCCCCCCCAGCAGCUGUCUUUCCACCCGGCUGGAAAUUGAGCCCUCCCUCCCAUAACCUCUGACCCCAGAAGGAGUGUCAACACUAUCCCACCCCCCACCCCCACCCUCCACUCUCCACAUUCCCGCCUCUCCAACUCCUGAAAAAACAAACUCAUUUUAAUCCAUUUUAGUCGUUCUUUUACUAAAGAGAGUAGAAAGUGUCUUCCUCUGGGGUUGAAGAGGAGCUUGUGCGAGGAAGAGGAAGACAAGGACGAAGAGCAGAAACCUCUUCAUAAAAUAAUGACAAAUAAAAAAAUACACUUUUCAAUCUCAACCCGUCGUUUCCCCCCCAAGUGUUUGAUUCCCCGUACGAAGACGUCUGGUUUAAGUCCAAGCGAACACAAACGGCGAGACGAGAUGGUUUGAGGAGUUUAAUUGUCAGGACAGAAGGCCUUGCAGCUAGGGAUCUACAGUGCUCACAACAUAUAAAUACAACAGGUUCAACUCUAAACAUUCUCAGGAGAGUCAGCAGGUCCACAAUAAAGCAUUAACAAAUCGACCAAUCACAGCAGAGUCACUUCCCAACAGCCAAUCAUAGCAGAGUGACGCAUGCAAUUGCAUUUGUUUAACAGCUAGGGUUGGAUUUGGACAUGAAUGGGUAAAUGCCGUCUUAGCACAAGGUGAACAAAUAUUAAUUGCAGUUUUAUAGCGCUAUUCAAGAUACCCAAAGCGCUUUACUGUGUGUGUGUGUGUGGGGGGGGGCACUAAAUGCAUUUCCAUUCCUUAUGAACAGCAGACUGAUCCAGCAUUUAGACAGAGCCUGUAUCUUUCCACACCAACUCUAAAAACAACUGCAGUCACCCAUAUUGUCAUUUCUCUCUUCCCCAGCAGAGACACGAGACUCUCACAUAUUCAUCAAAUAGAAUAUGUGAACCUCUUCUGUGUCAAUAGGCUUCGUCCAAUCAGAUUGAAUGCUGGAUGUCAAACACCUGAAAGGAGAGAGAGGCGGGGCAUGGUUGAGGGUGGCCGGCAGGAGAGUGAGGGUAGGUUAUGUCACGGAGGUGUAGUCCUACCGGCUGGUUGACGUAGUCCCCUUCGUCGUUGUCAUAGUCGCUAUCCGUACUUGCUGGGGUGCAGUAAAUACAGUAAAGAUUAGUUUUCGGACUAAUAUUAAAUACGAUUUAUUCAUAUUUUAUAAUAGUUUUCAUUUAAAAUUGGUUGGGAAGGUCAGGAUAGGUUAGAUGAUCAUAACAAUAUCGGUAUGUUGUGAAUAUCCAUUCAGAUGGUUGAACUCACUCCUCUGCUGUUCUUACUUUGUUUCAUUUUUUUAUGUUCGUUGACAACGCAUGUCUAUUGACCAUGCCAGUACAGCUCUUCUUGAACUGACAGACAGUUAUGCUCAGAGGCAGACAGGUAGGCUAACCGACAGACAGGGAAUCAGUUUACCGUUUUCUGUUGGCAUGAAAGAUGGCCGUCGCUCUGGAACCACAGGAGAACUUGGACUGGAGGAACACACACAAAUAAACACACACACAAAUAAAUAACACAAACACACACAAAGUAGUCUAAUCUGCUUCGUAAUUUUAGAAUAGGUGUCUGUGUCUCACAAGAGGGGGGAGGGGAUACCGCCGGCUCCGGUGGAGUUUUGGUCUGAGGAACACAAAACACAACGUUAGCCUUCAUCAUCACCAUCACUAUCCUCUUCAUCACCUCCUCCUGCCUGCAUCAAGAUGGCUGCCCUCACAAAGUGUUUAUCAAGGAAAAGGAAAGUACUUUAGUACAACAAGUACUACAGUCCUCUUUACUACAGUAAAUGUUAAAGAAGUACUACAGUCCUCUUUACUACAGUAGAGGUACAGGUACUACUACAGUCCUCCUAAAAAGGUAGACUUAUCCCCAUAAAAUGAACUACUGAAGAGUGGGGCAGGUUUGA
This is a messenger RNA of Gadus chalcogrammus (walleye pollock), 6652 nucleotides long. It is a transcript of the gene atxn2l, whose product is annotated as ataxin 2-like. Lineage: Eukaryota; Metazoa; Chordata; Actinopteri; Gadiformes; Gadidae. Gene Ontology annotation, biological process: cytoplasmic stress granule assembly. Gene Ontology annotation, molecular function: RNA binding. The transcript is spliced from 23 exons. Gene Ontology annotation, cellular component: cytoplasmic stress granule. The record is from RefSeq and is a predicted model, not a curated record. Bases 2011 to 4779 code for a protein of 922 amino acids.